This is a messenger RNA of Leptopilina boulardi, 2026 nucleotides long. RefSeq names its product tetratricopeptide repeat protein 8 (gene BBS8). Gene Ontology annotation, cellular component: BBSome; ciliary basal body; non-motile cilium. The record is from RefSeq and is a predicted model, not a curated record. The coding region runs from base 88 to 1584 and encodes 498 amino acids. Gene Ontology annotation, molecular function: protein binding. Lineage: Eukaryota; Metazoa; Arthropoda; Insecta; Hymenoptera; Figitidae. Gene Ontology annotation, biological process: non-motile cilium assembly. The transcript has 9 exons.
UCUCGUCCACCUGUCCUUUGUAUAUGUAACAGUAGAAUAGUUUUUUUUUUUUGAUUCGUAACUGCAGGAAGCAAAACAUAAAAAAAAAUGUCAAGAAAAUUUAUGGAAGCACUUUUUCUAUUUAGAAAUAGAAGAUAUGAAGAAAGUAUUGUAUUAUGUACGGAAAUUUUAAAAGAAACACCUCUCGAUAAGGCAACUUGGGUUUUAAAAAUGCGAGCUUUAACAUUAUUAGUUUAUGUGGACGAUAUUGAAGCUGAGGAAGAAGGAAUUGCGGAUUCUGUUUUAGAUAAUCCUGCAGUUGCCACAGCUCCUAGGCCAGGAACUUCUUUGAGAAAUCCAGGAACUGCAAUUCCCGGUCAAGCAUUUCGGCCAAGAACUACAACUGGAAGACCUCUUACUGGAGUAAUUCGUCCCGGAACUCAAUCGGGAUCGGCACAAAAUCUCGAACAGGCUUUACAAACACCUAGAACUUCAAUGUCAGCAAAACCAAUUACUGCCAGUUCGGGGCUUAAUAUCAGACUUGGAACUGCCUCAAUGUUAAGUGAACCUGGCGGUCCAUUUAUUCAAUUAUCUCGGCUUAAUAUACCAAAACAUGCCAAAGAUAUAACAGUUGCUAAACCUUUAUUUGAAUAUAUUUACUAUCACGAGCGUGAGCCAACAAUUGCUCUUGAUUUGGCGGUGAAUGCAAAUAAUUUCAAAGAAUCAAAAGACUGGUAUUGGAAAGUGGCAAUGGGAAAAUGUUAUUAUAUUCUUGGCUUGACGAGAGAUGCCGAACAACAAUUUCGUUCAGCAUUAAAAGAUUAUAAACACAUUGAGACACUUCUUCGAUUAAUAAGAAUUUAUAUAAGACUCGAUCAACCAUUGGCUGCAUUGGAUACAUGCAAAGCGGGAUUGGAAUAUUUUCCAAAAGAUGUUUCAAUAUUAACAGAAAUGGCUCGUCUUUAUGAAGGCUUAAAUAAUUCAUCAUUGUCAAUAAAAUAUUAUAAAACAAUAAUUCAAGAAGACGCUUCUGAUCCAGAGGCUAUUGCAAGUAUUGGAAUGCAUUAUUUUUACAAUGAUCAACCGGAAGUAGCACUUCGAUUUUACAGGAGGCUUCUUCAAAUUGGUGUCUAUAAUACCGAGCUUUUUAAUAAUUUGGGUCUUUGUUGUUUUUAUUCACAACAAUUUGAUCAUACAAUUUCCUGUUUCGAGAGAGCUAUUAAUCUUGCAACUGAAGAAACAAUAGCCGAUGUUUGGUACAACAUUUCUCACGUUGCAAUAUCAAUUGGAGAUUUAGAAAUGGCUGACGAAAGUUUGAGAUUGGCAAUAAAUGCCGACAAUAGACAUGCAUUGGCCUUUAACAAUCUUGGGGUUUUGGAAAUUAAAAAAGGACAUUUAACUGCCGCUGGAACAUAUUUUCACGCGGCUGCAAAUAUUGGUACAUUUUCAUAUGAACCAAAUUUCAAUUCAGCGUAUCUCGCCUUCGAAACAGGAGAUCUUCAAACGAGUUUUAAUUAUGUGAAAAAAUCGUUGAAAGCCUAUCCAGAUCAUCGUGACAGUCAGGAACUUCUUAAAAAAUUAAAGAGAUAUUUUGCAUACAUUUAAAAAAAAAAAAAUUUUUGUUUACUGAAAAUAAUUUUUUUUUUUUUAUGGUAAUACUUUAUUUGACAUUCAAUUCGAUUUUAUACACACAAUAUGUACAAUAUAAAAUAAUGGUAAAAAUUUGGAAUUGCUUUUUGAGAGAAAGAGAGAGAGACCUUCCACGAAUUUUAUGAUUAUGGACCGUAUUUUCACAGCCAUUUUUGUUAAAUGGAAAACAAGACAACAAAAUUUCAUCAGUUUGUACUGUAAUUUUUUUUUUUUUAUAUAAAUAUGUAAAUAUAUAUAUAUUAUAUAAAAUAAACAAAAAUCUUGCUUAGAAAAUGGACUCAUUGACAAUAUAUAAAAAUGGAGAAAUUCGUAAUAAAAAUUACAGUAUCAAAUUCUAAGCUAAAUUGAGAGUAAAUUAAAGAAAAAAUGUUUUUGAAUACUUUUAAAUAGAAAGAAA